CAAGCAAGCAAUCUCCCCAUCUGUUACGAUCUCAUUAGCUUGUUUUUGAGCACACUUUUUAAUCCAAUUUUGUAGAUUCUAUAUGCUGUUUUGCUGUAAAUGUGAUAUUUUUUGCCUUGAUUUGUUCUGUGAUUUGAGUGCUGUUGUUGAAUUUCGCGCUCUGUUCACUGUAUGAUGGUUUGGAUAUAGCUUGAAUGUUACCGUGUUGCAGGAAGGUUUCUGUAUUGAAGAGUCCAAAGAGUUUGCGUGCAAUAAUUGGAUAAUUAGUUUGUUUCUGUCGAGAUUUCCUUGUAAUUUGAAGUGUUGGAAGGGCAUAUUGCUUACUAAACACCGGUUACUUGGCAUUCAUGGCGACAUUCCGUGAUUCUGUAAAGAAGGUACCUUUGAGAUGGUAUCCGGUAACCACAUUGAGUUCCGACCAAUCCAGAGUCAAGCUGGCGGUGGACUCCAUUCAAAGGGGAGCUCAUUCAAUGGAUGUUGCUCAAUUCAAAAGGGAGUAAAUGGAAGCCUCCCACAUAACAAAAAGGUUAAGGUUGUCUUUGUCCUGGGAGGCCCAGGAAGUGGCAAGGGUACUCAAUGUGCAAAGAUUGUUGAACAUUUUGGUUACACCCAUUUGAGCGCCGGGGAUCUCCUUCGAGCAGAGAUCAAGUCUGGUUCUCAAAAUGGGAUCAUGAUUCAGAGGAUGAUUAAAGAAGGAAAAAUCGUUCCUGCUGGGGUAACAAUUGCCCUUCUCCAAAGAGCAAUCCAGGAAACUGAGAAUGAUAAAUUUCUUAUUGAUGGUUUCCCUCGCAAUGAGGAAAACCGUGAAGCUUUUGAACGUAUUACUGGAAUUCAGCCAGAUUUCGUACUCUUCUUUGAUUGUACUGAAGAAGAGAUGGCGAGGCGCCUUUUGAACCGGAACCAGGACAGAGAAGAUGACAACAUUGUUACUAUAAGGAAGAGGUUUAAUGUUUUCAAGGAAUCUACACUCCCAGUUAUUGAAUAUUACAAAUCAAAGGGCAAGGUUCUAAAGAUUGAUGCUGUCAAGCCUCCAAAUGAAGUUUUUGAAGCAGUCAAAGCAGUAUUCACAGAUGGAAAGGUAAAGCAGCGCUGCAAUGGCUUGGAUAAAGUCAAUAUCCCUUGCUAUGCAUGGAGAAUGAUGUUUAGGAGAUCGAUAGUGUAAUUCUGCUUGUAAGAUUUGUUGCCAUAAGCCCAUAAUAAUAGUUGCAUUACCAUUCUGUAAAUUUGUUGCAGAUAAAUUGUUGUUAUACAAAUAUGAUACCGUUUUCUGCAAUGGUAUCAAGAACCAAUGCCAGCCUGCCUUCUAUCC
Molecule: messenger RNA, 1309 nt
Organism: Ipomoea nil (Japanese morning glory)
Lineage: Eukaryota; Viridiplantae; Streptophyta; Magnoliopsida; Solanales; Convolvulaceae
Product: UMP-CMP kinase 3-like
Exons: 8
Coding region: 389-1162 (257 amino acids)
Biological process (GO): UDP biosynthetic process; 'de novo' pyrimidine nucleobase biosynthetic process; CDP biosynthetic process
Cellular component (GO): cytoplasm; nucleus
Molecular function (GO): ATP binding; UMP kinase activity
Source: RefSeq, a predicted model, not a curated record